CAGAAAGCUUCGGGACAUCGAUAUGAAAAAGUAACUCGUCAUGCCUCCUCGAAUAUCGGUUCCUUUGCGCUUUAGCGUGUCGAAAUUAUGUCUGCGACCAGCACCAAGUCCCUCGAAUCCCCAACUACCCAUCAUCCCAGUCGCCAAUCUGGUAACAAUGGCACAGCGGAGGAAAUAUAAAGAUCCAUAUGCUUUAGCACAGGCGAAACAAAGGAAGGAUGCCAAUACAUCACGGCAAGCUGAGCUUCAAAAACAACGGAAAGAAGCAUUAGGAGAUCCUGUCCGAGGAAUCACCACAGAAUUCGUACAAUCCUUUGACAAUGUUGGUGGCUCAGCAGUUCUCCAGGAGGUCACUUCUACCGAAAACCCUUCAGAAGGCGUACGAAUCACUUCUGCAGAUGAUGUUCUUCUGAAUCACUUCCUCAAACCUUCUGAAUUAGAAGCAUCCAUCAGGCAUUCUCAGCUUCUGACAGAACCCGUUAUCGACAAGGUUAGAGAUUCGGCAGAUCCUGCACUGGAAGCGGCAGCAAAGAAGAAGCAUGAAGAAGGUCACAAGAAUGCUACGGCAGCAUUGGCAAGGAUUGUCAGUCUGGCAAAUGCAAGUCAGAAGGAUAAGACGCGAGCGAACAUUAUGCGGUGUAUAGAUAUUUUUGGACGACACAAGACGGACUCUACUCUGAGACCUCGAGCUCCAACAAAUCCAUUGAUUCUGGGAGACAAGCCGUUGCCAGAGAAGACACCAAGAGCAGGACCAGACACUGGGAGCUCCGAAGUGCAAAUUGCGAUAUUGACAGCAAAGAUUCGAGUUCUUGCAGAUCAACUAGAUACGAGAGGAGGCAAGAAGGAUAAGGUCAACAAGAGGAACUUGAGGAUUAUGGUCCACAAGAGACAAAAGUUGUUAAGAUACCUACGGACAAAGGAACGCGGGGGUGAUAGAUGGCAGCAUGUGACCAACACUUUGGGAUUGAGCGAAGGGACGUGGAAGGGCGAAAUCAGCCUGUAAGCUUAUGUACACCACAGGCCAUUAAGGCAUGUAUUAUAGAGGAUAUGAAGAGUACGAAGCACUUUGUAAACCAUGUCCAUAAUCUCCCUGCGCCUCCCACCUAUGAUAACAACUACAAACCAUGAGCAGAAGCAUGUCGCUGAGGUUGAACAUAAGGGACUAUCAAAACAUGCUGAGAAUUUAGAAUACACUAAUGUAGUUGCCAAUGCGCUCCUUCUGGUUUUGAGCUAUGCACUCAGCAAUCCAUGUGAUGUUUCGAAUCUCCUGUUCCCGUAGUUUAACCCAAGCAUAGACAAUAGCGAAUGUGAAUUGUCUUGUGAAGGCACCCUUCGAGAUCUCCAUCUCCUUUUGAUAGAACAAAUCUUCCAAGCUCUUCCCAUCUGAUCCAGCCCCUCCA
Molecule: messenger RNA, 1400 nt
Organism: Mollisia scopiformis
Lineage: Eukaryota; Fungi; Ascomycota; Leotiomycetes; Helotiales; Mollisiaceae
Product: ribosomal protein-like protein S15
Exons: 3
Coding region: 41-1003 (320 amino acids)
Biological process (GO): translation
Cellular component (GO): ribosome
Molecular function (GO): structural constituent of ribosome
Source: RefSeq, a predicted model, not a curated record